This is a messenger RNA of Uncinocarpus reesii 1704, 1185 nucleotides long. RefSeq lists its product as uncharacterized. Bases 1 to 1185 code for a protein of 394 amino acids. Gene Ontology annotation, biological process: proteolysis. The transcript is spliced from 4 exons. The record is from RefSeq and is a predicted model, not a curated record. NCBI's taxonomy places the organism in Eukaryota, Fungi, Ascomycota, Eurotiomycetes, Onygenales, Onygenaceae. Gene Ontology annotation, molecular function: serine-type endopeptidase activity.
AUGGGGCUUAUUAAAAGAUUGUUAUUGGUUUCUCUCUCAUUGCUCUCCGCUGUAAAUGCAGCGGAGAUUCUUUCUCUCGGGAAUAGUGAGGAUGUUAUUGCAGAUUCCUACAUUGUGGUGAUGAAGGAUGGAUUAUCCCAAACAGCGUUUGAUACCCACAAGACAGAGGUUUCCAGUAUCUCUAAAAGAAAGCGGGACGCAACAGCUGUGCUUAAACACUCUUUUGAUUUUACGGGCUUUAGAGGCUAUUCGGGUACUUUUGAUGAAGCAACAAUUCGCGAGAUUGCUACUAACCCAGCCGUGAAAUACAUUGAGCAUGACAAAGUCGCAAAGGCCCACGGCCUAAUUGAACAAAAAGGCGCGGGAUGGAAUCUCGCCCGCAUCUCGCACAGACAGCCUGGUGCUACUAGUUACGUCUACGACGAAUCGGCUGGACAGGGCAUCUCGGUUUGCCUAGUCGACACCGGCGUCAACGUGAGGAUCCCCGAACUGGGUGGCCGCGCCAUUUGGGGCGUCAACUUGAUUGAUCGCGAGGACACCGACGGAAACGGCCACGGUACUUUCUUAGCCUCACUGAUCGCAGGCACAAGACACGGGGUUGCCAAAAAGGCAGAGAUAAUCGCUGUCAAAGUUCUCAACGCCAGCGGCAGCGGAUCUACUAGUACCAUCAUCGCCGGAAUCUACUGGUGCAUCCAGAACGCUAACGACAGGGGGGCAUUGAACAGCACCCUCAUCAAUUUGUCACUGGGUGGGAGCUAUUCAAGGGGUCUUAACCAGGCUGCCGAGGCUGCUGUUCGUGCCGGACUGUUCGUAUCUGCCGCAGUAGGCGGCUCGAAUAUUGACUCAGGCAACGAAUCCCCAGCAUCAGCCCAAGGCGUCUGUGCCAUUGCAGCAAGCACGAUGGAUGACCGGCCCGCACUAUUCUCUAACUACGGAAAAAACGUCGCCCUCUAUGCUCCGGGCCAAAAUAUCAUGGCGAUUUCCAACAACGGCGGGACCGUGACAUUGUCAGGAACAUCUUUCGCUGCGGGUCACGCCGCAGGGGUCGCGGCGUAUUUGCAGCGUCUGGAGGGGAUCCCCGGCAACACCAUCUGCAAUCGUCUCAAGCAACUUGGAAACCCGGUGAUUCGCAACCCACAUUCAGGCAGCACGCGACUUUUGUUGUAUAAUGGCAGUGGUCGCUGA